AUGUCGGACACGCAGAAAUGGACUGCGACGGUGGUCAGAAAGCAAUUUUUGGACUUCUUUGAGGAAAAGGGUCACACUAUUGUGCCCUCGUCCUCUGUGGUCCCCCACAAUGACCCUACCCUCCUCUUUACCAAUGCCGGUAUGAACCAAUUCAAGCCAAUCUUCCUCGGAACUGUAGGCAAGACCGACGAUAUGGCGCAGCUGAAGAGAGCUACCGAUUCGCAGAAGUGUAUACGUGCGGGCGGAAAGCAUAACGAUCUCGACGAUGUUGGCAAGGACAGCUAUCACCACACCUUCUUCGAAAUGUUAGGCAACUGGUCGUUUGGAGAUUACUUCAAGCAAGGCGCUAUUGAGAUGUCCUGGGAGCUUCUUACAAAAGUCUAUGGUCUCGACCCUGACCGUCUCUACGUUACUUACUUUGAGGGAGAUGAGGCUGCUGGUCUUGAGCCAGAUUUGGAGGCCAAGGGUCUCUGGAGUAAAGUCGGUGUUGCGGAUGACCAUAUUCUGCCCGGAAACAUGAAGGACAACUUCUGGGAAAUGGGUGACCAAGGUCCUUGCGGGCCUUGUAGCGAAGUGCACUAUGACAGGCUAGGAGGCGGUCGAAAUGCUGCUCACCUAGUUAACGAAGAUGACCCAAAUGUCCUGGAGAUUUGGAAUAAUGUGUUCAUUCAAUAUGACAGACAAAAGGACCGGUCCUUGAAGACUCUGCCUGCGCAGCAUGUUGAUACUGGCAUGGGUUUCGAACGAUUGGUCUCAGUAUUGCAAGACAGGUCAUCCAACUAUGACACGGAUGUCUUCUCGCCUCUUUUUGCGAGAAUUCAGGAAGUUACAGGGGCUAGGUCAUACUCUGACAAAUACGGAAAAGAUGACGUUGACGGAAUCGAUACUGCCUACCGUGUAGUUGCGGAUCACAUUCGUCUGCUAACCUUUGCUAUAUCUGAUGGAGGUGUGCCCAACAAUGAAGGAAGAGGCUAUGUCGUUCGGCGUGUGUUACGGCGAGGGUCUCGCUAUGCUCGCAAAUACUUCAACGCUGAGAUUGGCAGCUUCUUCUCUCAGAUUCUCCCUGCGCUUGUUGCUCAAAUGGGCGAACAGUUCCCAGAGAUCAAGAAGAAAGAGCAAGAUGUCAAGGAGAUUUUGGACGAGGAAGAAGAGGCUUUUGCGAGAACAUUGGAUCGUGGUGAGAAGAUGUUCGAGAAGUACGCUGCUCAGGCCAUUAAGACGAACACGAAGAAGCUCUCUGGUGCGGAUGUUUGGCGUUUGUACGACACGUUUGGUUUCCCAGAGGAUCUGACUAAGAUCAUGGCGGAAGAAAGAGGUCUUGAGACAGAUGAUGCUGAAAUCGAGAUCGCAAAGGUGAAGGCUCGUGAGGCAAGCAAGUCUGUUAAGGAAGCUGCUCACACCUUUGCGAAAUUGGACGUACACCAAAUUGCUGAGCUAGACAAGAUUGGAAUUGUCAGGCCAAAUGACGACGCCAAGUUCUCGAAAGGCGACAGCAAAGGCAAGAUUCAAUUGAUUUAUGACGGCAAGGAUUUCUUGAAGUCUACUGAGGCACUUUCAUCGGGCAAGACUUUUGGUAUUUUGCUGGAUAAGACGAACUUUUAUGCUGAGCAAGGAGGUCAAGUUUUCGAUACUGGAAAGAUUAUCAUCGACGAUGUUGCUGAGUUCAAGGUGUUGGACGUUCAGGCAUAUGGUGGAUAUAUUAUCCACAAUGGUUAUCUGGAGUAUGGUCACCUAAAGGCUGGAGACGAGGUUAUUUGCGAAUAUGAUGAGCUACGGAGAUCACCUAUCCGCAACAACCACACCGGAACACAUAUUCUCAAUCACGCAUUACGAGAGCACCUGGGUGACGAUAUCAACCAGAAAGGUUCUUUGGUCGACCAGGAUAAGCUGCGCUUUGAUUUCUCUCACAAGGCCCAAGUCACCAAUCCAGAACUGAAGAAGAUCGAGGACUCAUCUAAUUCCUAUAUCAAACAAAACUGCAAGAUAUAUUCAAAGGAUGUUGAUCUUGACACUGCAAAGGGCAUUGAGGGUGUUCGUGCUGUCUUUGGAGAGACCUAUCCCAACCCAGUCAGAGUGGUUUCGGUCGGUGUCGAAGUAGAUACUCUGCUUGCAGAACCCCGAAAUCCAGAAUGGCGAAAGGUCAGUGUGGAGUUCUGUGGUGGCACUCACGUAGACCAGACCGGUUUGAUCAAGGAUCUUGUCAUUGUCGAGGAGAGCGGUAUUGCAAAGGGUAUCCGACGUAUCAUUGCCUACACUGGCGAUGCUGCGCACGAAGUCCAAAGACAGGCACUUGAAUUCGGCAAUCGGAUUGAGGCUCUAGAGAAGAUGCCACAUGGCGUUGACAAAGAGGCUGAAGUCAAGGCGACGCAGCAAGACCUAAAUCAGCUCACCAUUUCAACACUGACGAAGGAGCAGUUGAAGACGCGCUUUAGCAAAGUGCAAAAGGAUGUUUUGGAUGAGCAAAAGAAGAAGCAAAAGGCCGAAUCAAAGACCGCGCUUGACACUGUCACCGGCCACUUCGCUGAUAAUAAGGAUAGCAAGAUUUUUAUUGGCAAGCUACCUAUCUCUGCGAAUGCCAAGGCUGUCACCGAUGUCAUGAACCAUUUCAAGACCAAGGCGAAGGAUAAGUCUGUCUUUGUUUUUGCUGCAGAUGAUGGCCCUGUUGUGCAUCAUGGUGUCUAUGUCGGCACUGACCAUUUAUCUCAAGGUGUAAAAGCCGAGGAGUGGGUUGCUGCCGUGUCCGAAGUCGUAGGUGGUCGUUCUGGAGGCAAGGAACCCACGCGAACAGGCCAGGGCACGAAGCCAGAGAAGAUCGACGAGGGGGUUGCGGUUGCGGAGAAGUGGUUUAAGGAGAAGCUUACGCUUUAG
Molecule: messenger RNA, 2868 nt
Organism: Lachnellula hyalina
Lineage: Eukaryota; Fungi; Ascomycota; Leotiomycetes; Helotiales; Lachnaceae
Gene: ala1
Product: Alanine--tRNA ligase
Exons: 4
Coding region: 1-2868 (955 amino acids)
Biological process (GO): alanyl-tRNA aminoacylation; tRNA modification
Cellular component (GO): cytoplasm; mitochondrion
Molecular function (GO): aminoacyl-tRNA deacylase activity; amino acid binding; ATP binding
Source: RefSeq, a predicted model, not a curated record